Neogale vison (American mink) is the source of this 1587-nucleotide messenger RNA. It is a transcript of the gene CDK3, whose product is annotated as cyclin dependent kinase 3. Gene Ontology annotation, biological process: protein phosphorylation; regulation of gene expression; G1/S transition of mitotic cell cycle. The transcript is spliced from 8 exons. The record is from RefSeq and is a predicted model, not a curated record. Gene Ontology annotation, cellular component: cyclin-dependent protein kinase holoenzyme complex; cytoplasm; nucleus. Bases 1 to 1017 code for a protein of 338 amino acids. Gene Ontology annotation, molecular function: cyclin-dependent protein serine/threonine kinase activity; cyclin binding; ATP binding. Lineage: Eukaryota; Metazoa; Chordata; Mammalia; Carnivora; Mustelidae.
AUGUGGUGCAGCGCCGGCGGGGGCCAGGAGGGGGAGCCGUGGAGCCGGCAGCCUGCCAGCAGUGAGGCCCCUGGAGCACAGGGUUUCUGCUCUGCGGCUAUGGAUGUGUUCCAGAAGGUAGAGAAGAUCGGAGAGGGCACCUACGGGGUGGUGUAUAAGGCCAAGAACAAGGAGACCGGGCAGCUUGUGGCCCUCAAGAAGAUCAGGCUGGAUCUGGAAACGGAGGGAGUUCCAAGCACGGCCAUCAGGGAGAUCUCCCUGCUCAAAGAGCUUAAGCACCCCAACAUCGUCAGGCUGCUGGACGUGGUGCACAGUGAGAAGAAGCUUUACCUGGUGUUUGAGUUCCUCAGCCAGGACCUGAAGAAGUACAUGGACUCCGCCCCAGCCUCCGAGCUGCCGCUGCGCUCGGUCAAGAGCUACCUCUUCCAGCUGCUGCAGGGCGUGAAUUUCUGCCACUCGCAUCGGGUCAUCCACCGAGACCUGAAGCCCCAGAAUCUGCUCAUCAAUGAGUUGGGUGCCAUCAAGCUGGCUGACUUCGGACUGGCUCGAGCCUUCGGGGUGCCCCUGCGCACCUACACCCAUGAGGUGGUGACGCUCUGGUAUCGCGCCCCCGAGAUCCUCUUGGGCAGCAAGUUCUACUCCACGGCCGUGGAUGUCUGGAGCAUCGGCUGCAUCUUUGCCGAGAUGGUGACCCGCAGAGCCCUGUUUCCUGGUGACUCUGAGAUUGACCAGCUCUUCCGAAUCUUUCGGACCCUGGGGACACCCAGUGAAGCCGUGUGGCCAGGGGUCACCCAGCUGCCCGACUAUAAGGGCAGCUUCCCCAAGUGGACCAGGAAGGGGCUGGAGGAGAUCGUGCCCAGUCUGGAACCAGAGGGCAAGGACCUGCUCAUGCAACUCCUGCAGUACGACCCCAGCCGGCGGAUCUCAGCCAAGGCCGCCCUUGUGCAUCCAUACUUCUCGUCCACGGGGACCCCCCCGGCACCCCACCAGUGCGUGCUGGAGCGGUUCUGCCGCUGAACAGGCCCGAGCCUCCCAGCCUCUCUCCAGCCGCUGCCCCUGCUGCCUCCCCAACCCACUGCCCCAGGAAGAGAACAGCAAAGCUCUGAGUUUGGCCUUGGCCGCCAGAGGGCUGAGUUUGAGUUAGUUCUGCCCACAGGUUAGCAAGUUCCCGUGUUGUUGGUUGGUUUGACGUUGCCAUUUCCAGAUGGGGGCACGGAAGCUCCGUGCACCAGGGGGGACAGGGGAUCGUUAGAGAAUGUGUCCCUGGGCUCUGAAACAAGAGUCGCCCAGGUGAGCAUGAAGCCUGCGCCAGCUGGCAGCAGGAGAGAGCCAGACCCGCCCGCCCCGCCCCUGCCCCAGCGAAAGGGUGCCCCCUGCUGGUCAUUAUGGCUUUAAAAUGUUUUGGGGGGAAGAGUUGCAUUCCAGGGAAGAAAGCAAGUUAAACAGGAAGCGGGGCAAGGGAGAGAGGACAUUUUCCCCGAUGGAGAGUGUGCGUGCCGGUUGAGUAGUCGUCCUGUACUUAGCAUAUACUUACGUUCGUUUGCCUCUGGUUUUAAGAACAGGAAAUAAAAGUGAUGUAUUCCUGAA